Colletotrichum navitas is the source of this 765-nucleotide messenger RNA. RefSeq names its product mitochondrial carrier domain-containing protein. The coding region runs from base 1 to 765 and encodes 254 amino acids. NCBI's taxonomy places the organism in Eukaryota, Fungi, Ascomycota, Sordariomycetes, Glomerellales, Glomerellaceae. The transcript has 6 exons. Gene Ontology annotation, molecular function: succinate transmembrane transporter activity; antiporter activity; sulfate transmembrane transporter activity. Gene Ontology annotation, biological process: malate transmembrane transport; phosphate ion transmembrane transport; thiosulfate transport. The record is from RefSeq and is a predicted model, not a curated record.
AUGUACCGAUUCGCGGCACGGGACGGAUUUUUCUCGCUUUGGUCGGGACUCUCAGCAUCAAUAUUUCGACAGACGACCUACUCCACUGCACGGUUCGGUCUAAACAACUACUUUGCGCAACGGGUGAAACAAUGGACUGGUAAAGAAAAGUUGACGACAGCGAUGACAAUAUCAUGUGCUGGGUUGUCCGGAGGUAUGGCGGGGCUAGUGGGAAAUCCUGCCGAGGUUGUCCUCGUCCGAAUGUGCGCCGAUGGAGCAAAGAACGUCGGCGAGCGGUUCGCAUACUCCAAUGCCAUCGAGGGCCUCUACAGGAUAGGAAGGGAAGAAGGGCUGGGCGCAUUCACUAGAGGCAUCUCCGCCAACGUUGUUCGCAGCGUGCUCAUGAGUAACAAGCUAAAGCACGAAAACAGAUACUCGACGGCAAAGCGGAUCCUCUUGCAAAACACUGAGAUGAAGGACGAUAUCAAAACGCACGCCGUUGCCUCUCUCUUCGCGGGAACCGCGGCGACGACGAUAUGCGCGCCGGCCGACGUUCUCAAGAGCAGGAUCCAAAGUGCCGCCGCGGGAGGUCCAGGGGCGAACUCUCUACUUCGCAUCGUGCAAAACGGCCUUCGUGAAGAGGGUGCGGUAUUCCUCAUGAAGGGAUGGACUCCGGCGUGGCUAAGACUGACGCCAAACACCGUCCUGACGUUUGUAUUCAUGGAGCAGCUGCGGCAGCUGACUCAGUGGCAGUUCACUGCCCCGGUUGAGACAAUGAAGGCCUGA